GCUGCGGCCCGGGGAAAUGCAGGAAAACACAAAUGCAUGGAGGAAGAAAGAACAAUCCCCAGAGGUGCCUGAGCCAUCGCCCUGCCCGCAGCCCAGGAGCAGCCAGAAGGAGGAGGCAGCUGCUCUCUCUGCCGGAAAGGUUAUUACUAAACUCAAGAUCUUAACACCACUAGAAAUAAUGAUGUCAAACACUGCUUGUGAUGCAGGGAAUACAACAGAGUCGUUCACUAUGAUAACAGAGCAUUUCAAGAGAAAAUACUUCAAUGAAACGAAGGGUUUGGAGUACAUGGAACAAUUGUGUGCAUCUGAAUUUAGCACCAUUUUCAUGGAAGUCCAAUCCAAGUAUGUUGGAAUAAGGAAAAGCAUACUGUGUCCAGGUAAGAUUUUAACCAAAUCAUUUAAUGUACUUGUCACAUAGAAGAUUUCAGGUUUCUAAAACUGUUUAACUGUGCAGUCAGUGUAAAUAUUAUGGAUGGCUUAUUCUACAGAGAUGCAACCACCCUUAAGUGUGAAACCCUGGCAUACAUAACAUGUCAAAGCCAUAAAGAUGGAACUAAUACUUACAAAUUAUAAGCAUGUUGCUUAGCUCCUGUAUUGACUGAAAUAUGUUCUUUAAAAGA
Molecule: messenger RNA, 620 nt
Organism: Sturnus vulgaris (Common starling)
Lineage: Eukaryota; Metazoa; Chordata; Aves; Passeriformes; Sturnidae
Source: RefSeq, a predicted model, not a curated record